AUGGAUGAUAACAAUCCUUCGCUUCUAAGAAAACCCACGCCUUCUCUUUAUACCCUGGACAGUAUUGCGACGACUGCCAACAAUAAGACAAAGUCUACCAUAUCUACCUUAACCACAGCCAUUACCACGAGCAAAUCUCUCCAUCGUCGGUCGUACGCUGCAAACAGUGUUAAAAUACGCUCUGUUGAAGUAGGCCCUAGCAGUUUCAUAAAAAUCCGAAUGCUCGGCAAAGGAGACGUUGGCCGUGUCUAUCUUGUGAAACAAAAAGGCACAGAGAAGCAAAUGGCCAUGAAAGUGCUGUCUAAAAAGGAAAUGCUAAGACGCAACAAAGUGAAACGCGUACUAGCUGAACAAGAGAUUUUGUGUAGUGCCAACCAUCCGUUCAUUGUCUCACUUUAUCAUUCUUUUCAAAGCCAAGACCAUUUGUAUUUUGUAAUGGAGUAUUGCUUGGGUGGCGAGUUUUUUAGAGCUCUUCAAUCAAGACCAGGGAAAUGUUUGUCAGAGGAGGGCGCCAAGUUUUACGCGGCAGAAGUGAUAGCUGCUUUAGAAUAUCUUCAUUUACAAGGAUUCAUAUAUCGAGACUUGAAACCAGAAAAUAUUCUGCUACAUCAAAGUGGACAUUUAAUGUUGACAGAUUUUGAUCUGAGUAAACAGACAUAUCCGCCAGGUCCACCUGCUAUUGUCAAGUCAAACUCUCCUCAUAUUCCACCCUCUAUUGAUACAAGAAAUUGCAUUUCUCAUUUACGAACAAAUAGCUUUGUUGGAACAGAAGAAUAUAUCGCACCCGAAGUGAUCAGAAGCUGGGGCCAUUCAAGUAGCGUUGAUUGGUGGACAUUAGGUAUUUUGAUCUAUGAAAUGCUCUAUGGUACAACACCGUUUAAGGGGGCAAACCGAAAUGAUACUUUCUACAACAUUAUGAAUAACGAUAUACAAUUCCCACCACCUCAUUAUCAUCAGCAUCAUCAUACCUCUAACACUAAUACAUCUACUACAUCUAAAAAGCAUCAGCAAAGACAACCGCAGGCGGUGUCCCAUCAAUGUAAAAAUUUAAUUAGACGUUUAUUAGACAAGCAAGAAAGUAAAAGGCUAGGAUCAAAAGCGGGCGCUUCGGAAGUGAAACAGCAUUCCUUUUUCAAACCUAUCAACUUCGCCCUAUUGCGACAUAUGACUCCACCUAUCAUUCCAACUACCACAGUAAAAGAAGACAACCAUCACAUUUACUUCAAAAAACAUCAUAACGCAGAAAGCUUGGACUUGGAUAUGGACGAACCUGUAAUGUAUAGUGACUACAUGCAAGAUCCGUUUGCAAAGUUCAAUUCAGUUACACGUCAUCAUGAUGGCGAUUCGGACGCCGAAACAAUUGCUCUCACUGAUGACGAUGAUGGCUUUGGCGAUGAAAAGUUAUAUUAA
Messenger RNA from Mycotypha africana, 1410 nucleotides. RefSeq names its product kinase-like domain-containing protein. Gene Ontology annotation, molecular function: protein serine/threonine kinase activity; ATP binding. The coding region runs from base 1 to 1410 and encodes 469 amino acids. The record is from RefSeq and is a predicted model, not a curated record. Gene Ontology annotation, cellular component: plasma membrane; nucleus; cytoplasm. NCBI's taxonomy places the organism in Eukaryota, Fungi, Mucoromycota, Mucoromycetes, Mucorales, Mycotyphaceae. The transcript is spliced from 6 exons. Gene Ontology annotation, biological process: protein phosphorylation.